CACAUGAAAGUAUGCAUGGACAUACCUUCAAGGACCAAUUGCAAUGGCUCAAAAUAUCCAUGCUUUUUGUUCUAUAUAAAGGGUGAGCUCAGCUUGCAACAUUAUUUUCACCCCUCAAAAACCAGUGCCAUAAACAUGUUUAUCCCAAUCUUUUUCAUUUUAUCUUUCCUAUUUUCCUCCACCAACGCAGCCGACUUCUGUGUUGGGGACUUGAAUGGCCCUGUAGGCCCUGCAGGCUAUUCUUGCAAGAAGACAGUCACCGUAAAUGACUUCGUUUACUCCGGCCUCGCUGCCACAGGCAACACUUCGAACCUCAUAAAAGCUGCAGUAACACCAGCCUUUUCGGCUCAAUUCCCGGGUGUUAACGGACUCGGCAUUUCAAUAGCUCGUUUGGAUUUAGCUGUUGGUGGAGUGAUACCUAUGCAUACACACCCUGGGGCUUCUGAAGUCCUUGUUGUUAUUCAAGGCACAAUUUGUGCUGGUUUCAUAUCCUCAGCUAACAAAGUUUACUUCAAAUCUCUGAAUAAAGGAGACAUUAUGGUAUUCCCACAAGGUUUAUUACAUUUCCAAAUCAAUGCAGGCAAAACUCAAUCCUUGGCAUUUGUAUCCUUCAGCAGUCCAGACCCUGGUCUCCAAAUCCUCGACUUUGCCUUGUUUGCAAGUGACUUGCCGACUGACAUUAUUGAAGAAACCACUUUUCUGGAUGCUGCUCAGAUUAAGAAGCUGAAGGGUGUUCUUGGAGGAACUGGUUAAUAUUAUUUGAACUUGUUGAGAGUCCCUUUUUUUUUUCUUUUUUUUUGGUAUGCUUUCACGUUUGCUUGUGUCUUCUUGUCAGUGGUAGUUUGUUUGAAAUUACUAGCAAAAGAGUGAGUCUCUGUUGUGUUUCUUUGUGUUCCUUCUUCAGGUUCUAUUGUGAACCAAAAAUGUAAUAAAAAAGACCAUCCCUUUCUCGAUCUGAAAAGGUUUAAAUAAAUGCAAUUAUGUUGUUUA
Molecule: messenger RNA, 990 nt
Organism: Gossypium raimondii (Peruvian cotton)
Lineage: Eukaryota; Viridiplantae; Streptophyta; Magnoliopsida; Malvales; Malvaceae
Product: auxin-binding protein ABP19a
Exons: 1
Coding region: 4-753 (249 amino acids)
Cellular component (GO): cell wall
Molecular function (GO): manganese ion binding
Source: RefSeq, a predicted model, not a curated record